AUGCGGGCGCUCGCCUGGCUGCCCUGCCUCCAUGUCUCCCCCUUCGCGCCGCAGGAGGCGGUGCGUUCGUCCCGUGGGAGCUCCGCCACGCACCGGGCUCGGUCCGCCUGCUCGCCGCCAACAGCGUCGUCCUCGCAACGCACUGUUCCAGGGGCAUCCCGGAGGCGCCGGGCGGGAGGUGCGCUCAGCGCACGAAGACCGCACGGCAGAGGCGUCCGCUCAGGCGUCUCGUAUGGUGCCCCGCGCCUCUCCCUUGGCGCCUCGCUUCGUGCGGGCGACGUCCGCGAUGGCGCGGACAUCGCAUCCGCUGCUGAGCGCUCCACCGGUCCCGCCCGGCCAUGCGGUUGCCGUUCUCGGGUGCGGCCGGAGCCGUGGAUGUUUCCGUGGGCCGCCCCGCGACAGUGCCGUCGUCGGCGAGCCAUUUCCGAGGCCGGCGGCUGGCCUCCUCAGUUCCUCUGUUCCGUGCGCUCUGUCCCUGGGAAGAAGGAAGGUGAGAAGGUCGGGGAGUUGCUCGCCUCUGUCAUCCUGAAGGAGGUUUUCGGCAAGCUGAAUAAGGUCACCCUUGACGCCGCCUGGAAAGAGAUUGCUUUGCAGCUGAAUUUCAGUAAAGAUUUAGAGAGCAUCAAGGACAAUCGGUCCUUCGUUAAAUCUUUCCUCAAGGACGCGGAGAGGCAGUCGUCAAAGCGUGAGAGCGUCCAUCACACGCUCAAGAAGCUCAAGGCUGCGGCUUAUGACUUGGAGGAUAUGCUGCUUCUCUUCGAGUCGUUGACAACGGCCAAGGCCUCCGCAAAACUAAAAAGGUUGAAGAUGCCUCAUAAAGUGAAAAGGAUGAGGGAAACGAUAGAGGAGAUAGUAGAUCAUCAGAGCAAAUUCAACUUCAUACAGCACCCUAGCACGGAUCCGGAUGAUGAGGAAGUCAUCAAGAAUAAUCGGAAAACCACAUCGUUUAACAGUGAAAUUACCGUUGGGAGGAUCAAUGAGAAAGAAAGCAUUAUCAGUUUGCUUUUUACAGAUGGAGAACCAUCCAUCGUUCCUAUUUAUGGUAUUGGAGGAGUAGGUAAAACUACCCUUGCGCAAUUGGUCUACAACGAUGCUAGAACCAAGGAUUUUUUUUAUGUUCAAGCAUGGGUCUAUGUGUCAGUAAAAUUUGAUUUGUUUUCCAUCGGUACAUCUAUUAUCUCCCAACUGGAUAACUCAAGUGGCUCUAACAAUGGUUCUGAUUUACAGUCUGUCCUAAACAAUCUGAGCACUAUUAUCAACAAUAAGCGAUUUCUUCUUGUUCUAGAUGACAUCUGGAAAGAAGGACCAUUAAAGUUGGAAAAAAUAAUGACACUGUUGCUAGGUAGCAAAAAAGGCAGCAAGAUUCUAGCAACUACACGUUUAGAAAAAAUUGCUAAGCAUUUGAAUAGAACUUCGGCAAUAAAUUUAGAUGUUCUGUCCAAUAAUUACUGUUGGGAGUUGUUCCGAGCAAAGGCACUUCCACAUGGCUUGGUGGAUAAAGAUAAGGAAAAUAUUGGAAGAGCCAUAGUUGAGAAAUGCAAAGGAAUACCACUAGCAGUAAAAUCUCUAGGAUACCUUUGUCGGAACAGUAAUCAAUGGGAAGCUAUCCGGGAUAGUGACAUCUGGGCAGAAGAUGGAGACGAUGGACGAUUAUUGGUAGACACGGAAGUGCUGCCAUCACUGAAGCUUAGUUAUCAAUACAUGCCUAAUUAUCUCAAGUCCUGUUUUGCAUAUUGCACUGUUUUUCCUAAAGGCAGCCAUAUAGAGAAGAGCAGCUUGAUUCAGCAGUGGAUUGCUCUUGGAUUUGUUCGGCUCACUGGCCAGUCGUUCACAGCGCAACAAGUCGGAGAAAGAUACUUUCAGGAGCUUCUUGAGAUGUCAUUUCUUCAAGAUGUAGCUGGAAUGUCUCCAACUCAACAUAGAUUGCAUGGAGCAGUAGAUUAA
Miscanthus lutarioriparius is the source of this 1944-nucleotide messenger RNA. The record is from the annotation of a GenBank genome assembly. Lineage: Eukaryota; Viridiplantae; Streptophyta; Magnoliopsida; Poales; Poaceae.